AUGGGGCUGGCUGAGUCCGCCGUGCCGCCCGCCCUCCAACGGCCCGAGCAGUUCCGGCCCAAGAGGGCCUCCGUCCUCAUGUGCCUCUUCGAGGGCGACUGCGGCGAUCUCCGCAUCAUCCUCACCAAGCGCUCCUCCAACCUCUCCACCCACUCCGGUGAAGUGUCGUUGCCGGGGGGGAAGGCGGAGGAGGGCGAUGCGGACGAUCGCGAGACGGCCAUGAGGGAGGCCAAAGAAGAGAUAGGGCUGGAUCCAUCCCUCGUUACGGUCGUCACCGUUCUUGAACCCUUCUUAUCCAAGAGGUGA
This is a messenger RNA of Phoenix dactylifera (date palm), 306 nucleotides long. Its product is annotated as nudix hydrolase 15, mitochondrial-like. The record is from RefSeq and is a predicted model, not a curated record. Gene Ontology annotation, biological process: coenzyme A catabolic process. NCBI's taxonomy places the organism in Eukaryota, Viridiplantae, Streptophyta, Magnoliopsida, Arecales, Arecaceae. Gene Ontology annotation, molecular function: coenzyme A diphosphatase activity.